AUGAGUCAUCCCGCAGAUGUGGAGGCGUGGAAAUCUUUUGAUCGCUUAUAUCCUGAGUUUGAUGUGGAGACACAUAACAUCCUACCAGGCUUAUGCUCUGAUGGCUUCACACAGUAUGGUCAGAUUGCAUCGCCCUACUCUUAUUAUUCGGUGAUUGUUACACCAUACAAUCUACCACCUGUGAUGUGCAUGACAACCCUUUUCUUCUUCCUGACAAUGAUUAUACCUGGUCCCACCCCUCUCUUCCCCGCUCUCCCUGUUUGCGUACAAAGCUCUCUGAAAGAAACCUUUGCGUUUGAAUUCGGCCACGAUCUCCUCGUAAAUCCUUCAUUUUUUCGGAAACUCAGGAAUCCGACCCAUACAGAGAAGAAGCGUCGCUCCGCUAUCCUGGCCAAGGGCCCGUCAAGGAAGAAGCGACCAGCUACAGUUGCCUUUGAUGAGAGCCAAUCAAGGAGGAAAUGCCCAGUUACUGUUGCCAAGGGCCCGUCAAGGAAGAAGCGACCAGCUACAGUUGCCUUUGAUGAGAGCCAAUCAAGGAGGAAAUGCCCAGUUACUGUUGCCAAGGGCCCGUCAAGGAAGAAGCGACCAGCUACAGUUGCCUUUGAUGAGAGCCAAUCAAGGAGGAAAUGCCCAGUUACUGUUGCCAAGGGCCCGUCAAGGAAGAAGCGACCAGCUACAGUUGCCUUUGAUGAGAGCCAAUCAAGGAGGAAAUGCCCAGUUACUGUUGCCAAGGGCCCGUCAAGGAAGAAGCGACCAGCUACAGUUGCCUUUGAUGAGAGCCAAUCAAGGAGGAAAUGCCCAGUUACUGUUGCCAAGGGCCCGUCAAGGAAGAAGCGACCAGCUACAGUUGCCUUUGAUGAGAGCCAAUCAAGGAGGAAAUGCCCAGUUACUGUUGCCAAGGGCCCGUCAAGGAAGAAGCGACCAGCUACAGUUGCCUUUGAUGAGAGCCAAUCAAGGAGGAAAUGCCCAGUUACUGUUGCCAAGGGCCCGUCAAGGAAGAAGCGACCAGCUACAGUUGCCUUUGAUGAGAGCCAAUCAAGGAGGAAAUGCCCAGUUACUGUUGCCAAGGGCCCGUCAAGGAAGAAGCGACCAGCUACAGUUGCCUUUGAUGAGAGCCAAUCAAGGAGGAAAUGCCCAGUUACUGUUGCCAAGGGCCCGUCAAGGAAGAAGCGACCAGCUACAGUUGCCUUUGAUGAGAGCCAAUCAAGGAGGAAAUGCCCAGUUACUGUUGCCAAGGGCCCGUCAAGGAAGAAGCGACCAGCUACAGUUGCCUUUGAUGAGAGCCAAUCAAGGAGGAAAUGCCCAGUUACUGUUGCCAAGGGCCCGUCAAGGAAGAAGCGACCAGCUACAGUUGCCUUUGAUGAGAGCCAAUCAAGGAGGAAAUGCCCAGUUACUGUUGCCAAGGGCCCGUCAAGGAAGAAGCGACCAGCUACAGUUGCCUUUGAUGAGAGCCAAUCAAGGAGGAAAUGCCCAGUUACUGUUGCCAAGGGCCCGUCAAGGAAGAAGCGACCAGCUACAGUUGCCUUUGAUGAGAGCCAAUCAAGGAGGAAAUGCCCAGUUACUGUUGCCAAGGGCCCGUCAAGGAAGAAGCGACCAGCUACAGUUGCCUUUGAUGAGAGCCAAUCAAGGAGGAAACAACCAGUUACAGUUGUCAAUGAUGAGAGCUUGGAAACUGAUACUUCUCAAUCAGGACUUGUGGAGGAAACAGUAACAAAGUUGCCCCUUAGUAUCCAAAAUUUGAAUACUCAACUUUCUUUAGGAAGGACAAUCAUUGAUAGCAAUUUGUAUGCAAAUGAAAAUUGCUUUCCAAAGAUGAACAUGGGAUUGAAGCCUAAUCCUUUUGAUUGGAAAUCAGCUCCAGCUCCAGCUCCAUCCAAGGGACUAAAAAUAAAAUGCCCUGUGUGUUUGGAAUUCUUAAUUGUGCCGUCAUCGACGAUCUGUGGACAUUUGUUCUGUCUUAGCUGCAUUGCUACUGCUAUCUCAAAGCAGAAGAUGUGUCCCGUAUGCCAGAAGAAGCUCACGAAGAGGAAUUUUCACAGGAUCUAUAUCUAAUAAAAUCGAGGGUCUUUUUUUUUGCAAUUUAUCAGCUCUGUAUAAGCUUUCCUUCAGCUUCUGGAAAAGAAAAUCACGAUGAAAGCAUAACUUCAAGGGCUGCACGGGCGAUUUGAAGAUUUUCUUGCACUGUUGUUGCUGGAAAGUGUUAUAAACAUUGCCUCCGGCUUCGCUUUAUUAGCCAAUGACACAUUCUAACAACCUUUUUUUAGUUGUCUGUAAGGAGGUAUAAUUUUGUUCUUUAUUCUGUUAUAAUUUUUUGCUCUUUUGUUGAAGAAAAUUGUGUCAAGUGAAUUGAAGAUUGAUGGAAAUUAGCAUGACAUUUCUUUCUUUGCUCCAGAGAAAUCUGCUACGCUUUUCAUCGUCUCGCU
This is a messenger RNA of Phalaenopsis equestris, 2423 nucleotides long. RefSeq names its product serine/arginine repetitive matrix protein 1-like. The coding region runs from base 1 to 2052 and encodes 683 amino acids. Lineage: Eukaryota; Viridiplantae; Streptophyta; Magnoliopsida; Asparagales; Orchidaceae. The record is from RefSeq and is a predicted model, not a curated record. The transcript is spliced from 19 exons.